Molecule: messenger RNA, 2065 nt
Organism: Paramisgurnus dabryanus
Lineage: Eukaryota; Metazoa; Chordata; Actinopteri; Cypriniformes; Cobitidae
Source: RefSeq, a predicted model, not a curated record
AAGGAUGCAACCCCAAAAUACCUCCUCCUCUUUUCCACAUGUCCAGCGUUCCCACUGACUGUCACUGCACAUUAGCACAGCAGAAAUCCUAAACAUCGAGGGCUUUUAUUUUACUGCAUCCACUCAAAGCUGAACAAUGACUAAAGAAAAUGUUCAAGGAGCCGGCGAGGAGGAGCCACAGGGUCAGUCAAAGAAAGCUCUAAAGAAACAGCAGAAGGAUGCAGAGAAAGCUGCAAAGAAGGCAGAAAAGCAGGCCAAGCUGGCUGCAGAGCAGCAGGAAGCUGUUGAGGAUGACUUUGCCAAGGAUCGUUAUGGGGUCUCUCCGAUGGUUCAGUCCCAACAGAAACUGGACAGGGCGUUGGUGCGUGUCCAGGAGCUGACACCCGAGAAGGCCGAGCAACAGAUCUGGGUCCGUGCCAGAAUUCACACCAGCAGAGCUAAAGGGAAGCAGUGCUUCUUGGUCCUGCGUCACCAGCAGUUUACUGUACAGGCCCUGGUCGCUGUGGGAGAUCGUGCCAGCAAGCAGAUGGUCAAGUUUGCAGCUAACCUCACGAAGGAGAGCAUCAUUGAUGUUGAGGCCGUGGUAAAGAAGGUGGACCAGAAAAUCGAAAGUUGCUCUCAGCAGGAUGUGGAGCUUCAUGUGGAGAGGAUCUUUGUGAUCAGCCAAUCUGAAGCCAGACUUCCCCUGCAGCUUGAGGAUGCCGUGAGGCCAGAAGGGGAAGGAGAUGAGGAAGGCAGAGCCACAGUCAACCAGGACACUAGACUGGACAACCGAGUUAUUGAUCUGAGAACCACCACCAGCCAAGCCAUUUUCCGGCUGCAGUCGGGUGUAUGUCAGCUCUUUAGGGACACACUCAUCAACAAGGGCUUUGUGGAGAUCCAGACUCCCAAAAUCAUCUCUGCUGCCAGUGAAGGAGGAGCCAACGUCUUUACGGUGUCCUACUUCAAAACAAGUGCAUACCUGGCCCAGUCACCUCAGCUCUACAAGCAGAUGUGUAUUUGUGCUGACUUUGAAAAAGUCUUCUGUGUCGGCCCAGUUUUCCGGGCUGAGGAUUCCAACACUCAUCGCCACUUGACAGAGUUUGUAGGUCUGGAUAUUGAGAUGGCCUUCAGUUAUCAUUAUCAUGAGGUCAUUGACUCCAUCACUGAUACCAUGGUUCAGAUUUUUAAGGGACUCCGUGACCGGUUCCAGACAGAGAUCCAGACCGUGAAUAAGCAAUACCCCAGUGAGCCCUUCAAGUUUCUGGAGCCCACGCUGAGGCUGGAGUUUCAGGAGGCUGUGGCCAUGCUCAAAGCUGCUGGGGUGGAAAUGGGAGAUGAAGAUGAUUUAAGCACACCUAAUGAAAAACUGCUCGGACGUCUUGUAAAGGAGAAGUAUGAUACUGACUUCUAUGUGCUGGAUAAAUACCCCCUGGCAGUGAGGCCGUUCUACACCAUGCCUGACCCCAACAAUCCUAAAUACUCAAACUCUUAUGACAUGUUUAUGAGAGGAGAAGAGAUCUUGUCUGGAGCCCAGAGAGUCCACGAUGCCCAGCUGCUGACUGAAAGGGCAAUGCACCAUGGCAUCGACCUGGAGAAGAUCAAGGCCUACAUUGAUUCGUUCCGGUACGGUGCCCCUCCUCAUGCUGGUGGUGGCAUAGGUCUGGAGAGGGUGACCAUGCUGUACCUUGGCUUACAUAACGUACGCCAGACCUCCAUGUUCCCCCGUGACCCCAAACGCCUGACCCCUUAAAGAUUAAAGAACCUGGACAGCCUCUCGUCUCUCAUCCAGACUGACACAAUACAACAUAGACACCCAGCCGUAGUCAUUUAGAUGUGCCACUGGGAUUAACCAAACAACGUUUAUUUACUUUUGUAAUACUUCUCACCGAUCUAUAAUACAGCAGGAUUUUAGAGGAAUAUAAUCAAGAGAAAAGGGAUUCUGUGUUUUAUGAUGCAGAUGUACUUACAUGCAGAUCAAUGCUAAUUUAUUAAAACCAUACUUGUAUGUCUAGCUUUUUUCUACUGAUCUGUUCCUUAAAAACACAAGUUCUUGAGAAGUAACUGUACAAUUUUAACAAGUAAC